This is a messenger RNA of Carcharodon carcharias (great white shark), 1569 nucleotides long. RefSeq names its product ATPase Na+/K+ transporting subunit beta 3a (gene atp1b3a). Gene Ontology annotation, biological process: potassium ion import across plasma membrane; intracellular sodium ion homeostasis; sodium ion export across plasma membrane. The transcript has 7 exons. The record is from RefSeq and is a predicted model, not a curated record. Gene Ontology annotation, cellular component: sodium:potassium-exchanging ATPase complex. NCBI's taxonomy places the organism in Eukaryota, Metazoa, Chordata, Chondrichthyes, Lamniformes, Lamnidae. Bases 172 to 1017 code for a protein of 281 amino acids. Gene Ontology annotation, molecular function: ATPase activator activity.
GAGGAGGCUGAGAGAGAGAGAGAGAGAGGGAGUGAGUGAGAGGGAGAGAGAGAGACUCACCAUCUACAGCAAGAUCACUAGAAUCAUUCUCGCAUCUCCAUCGUCAAAUCUCGCCUCCUUUCCCCACCCUUCCCACCUCACCAAACCCGUCCCAUCUAUAUUAUUUGCACCAUGGCUGAUAAAGUUGACAAGAAGGAUUUCGCGGAGGGAACAGGAGGAUGGAAGCAGUUCAUCUACAACCCGGGGACCGGCCAAUUUAUGGGCAGGACCGCCAGCAGCUGGGCUUUGAUUUUUCUGUUCUAUCUGGUCUUUUAUGGCUUCCUAGCUGGUCUGUUCAGCUUCACAAUGUGGGUUAUGCUUCAGAUGCUGGAUGAGUAUACGCCCAAAUAUCGUGACAGAGUUUCCAGUCCAGGUCUUAUGAUUAGACCAAAAGUAGGAUCUUCCCUGGAAAUUGUAUUUAACAAAUCUGAUGCUAAGUCUUAUGAAAAAUAUGUGACUGCUCUUGAUGGUUUUCUAAAACCUUACGAUGACUUGAUACAAGCACGAAAAAAUAUUCUCUGUCACCCUGGAGAGUACCUCAAACAGCCUGAAAGUAUAUUGAUGAAAAAGGCAUGUCAGUUUAACCGGACAAUGCUUGGGGACUGCUCUGGAGCAAACAAUAGCAGUUUUGGCUAUGAUGAGGGAAAGCCAUGUGUCCUUGUUAAAAUGAAUAGAAUAAUUGGAUUAGAGGCAGGUGCAGGAAGCAAUCCUAUAGUAAACUGUACAUCCAAGAAGGAAUCGCCAGUGGAUGUAAAAUACUUUGGAUCAUUUGAUAAAAUGUACUAUCCAUAUUAUGGCAAAAAAGCCCAUGUUAACUACUCACAGCCUCUGGUUGCUGUAAAACUAAUGCUUGGUACCGAUGAUACCAACAAGGAUUUAAUGAUUGAGUGCAAAAUAACCGGUGCCAAUCUGAAGAAUGAUGACGAUCGCGACCGGUUCUUAGGUCGAGUAGCUUUCAGAGUUCACGUAACAGACUAGCAUGAACGGGAGAGCUUGCACGAUGACUACUUUGUUGUCUUGUUUUGUUAUAAUGCGCUGGACCUGCCAUUGUAGAUGUGUGACCACUUUGAAGGGGGUAUGAGCUAGAUGGCAUUUUAUGGUAGCAUCAUGUUGUGCUUCCAGAUAUCAAGUGUUAAAACAAAUCCUAAAUACAUAGCUGCCUGCCUUGCCCCCAGCCCAACCCCCUGUUGGAUCAGUUUACGCACAUAUUAAGACAUCAUGCCAUAAUAAGGGACCUGUAAAUAGCUCUACUUAUAACUUUGAAUAAUGGCGGUCUUUGUCCUUUUUGUGCUGUGAUUUUUGCCCCAAGUGAAUGUCUAAAGCUUGAUGUGCUGUUGCUGUGUACAUAUUUAAUGAACUUAACACAGGUUAACUUUCAAAUAGAAGAAUGGAAAGUUUAGGAAGCGAGAUCAAACGAUACCCCAGGCUGACCAUAAAUGAUUUUAUAACCUUUGCAGAAUUAUGUCUUUCGUGCAGAUGCCUUAAAACCUGUAUGAAGAAAAGAGAAAAUAAAACUGGAUUUUAAACUUU